Messenger RNA from Mytilus trossulus (common blue mussel), 1895 nucleotides. RefSeq lists its product as uncharacterized. NCBI's taxonomy places the organism in Eukaryota, Metazoa, Mollusca, Bivalvia, Mytilida, Mytilidae. Gene Ontology annotation, molecular function: hydrolase activity, hydrolyzing O-glycosyl compounds; polysaccharide binding. The record is from RefSeq and is a predicted model, not a curated record. Gene Ontology annotation, biological process: carbohydrate metabolic process. Bases 74 to 1873 code for a protein of 599 amino acids. The transcript has 12 exons.
UAUAGACCAAAUUCUAGAACGGUGCACCAUUGUUGUUCCACAGAUCAAAAGGAUUUCCAAAGUUGGUGGCAACAUGCAGGUAUACCUCAUCUGGUUGUUGCUGGCAUCACUGACAUUGACGAGCGCCGAAUCACAGGGUGUUUACAUCUCUCAGGCUUGGUCCGGUGGUUUCCAUGGGCAUGUAACGCUAUCUCCAAGUCAGGAUUUACAUGGAUGGGAAGUUCAUGUCAAAUUCAGUAAACCGGUUGACUCAUUAGAGGUUUGGACCGCUAAAGUUUCAGCUGUAAGUUCUGAUAAGACGGAGUAUACCUUAACAAACAAAGAUUACGACCAGAAUAUACAGGGAGGUAGUGAACUGCAAAUUGAUUUUAAUGGUCACAUGUCAGGGGAUACGGCUCCUACAGCAACAUUAAGUGGCGGCGGAGGAUCAUCUCAAACAUCAGCACCCUCUGGAGGUGGUGGGUCCGCUACGCAGGCGCCUGCUGCUACACAGGCUCCUGUAACAUCUGCUCCACAGACAGGAGGUUCUUCUAAUAUUAACGCUCAUCCUAGCACGAAGUUUGAUUAUGCAAAGGCCUUGAAGCUUUCGAUUUUAUUCUUUGACGCCCAAAGAUCUGGACGAUUACCAAGCAACAAUCCAAUUCCAUGGCGAAGUGACUCAGCAGUAAAUGAUAAUGGAGACGGUCAUGAUCUUUCGGGAGGGUGGUAUGACGCUGGAGACCAUGUAAAAUUUAACUUACCUCAGGCUACAGCAACACAUGUUCUGGCAUGGGGAUUAGAGAAGUUCAAGGACGCCUAUCAAGCUUCAGGACAACUCGAUAUGAUGUAUGAUAUGUUAAGAACGCCCCUUGAUUAUUUUCUUAAAUGCUGGCAACCUGACAGACAAGUUUAUUGGGUCCAGGUUGGUAACGGAGAGAUUGAUCACGGAUAUUGGGGUCGACCUGAAGACAUGCACAUGUCACGACCGGCCUACAAAGUAACAGCAGGAUCCCCAGGCAGUGAUGUAGCAGGCAACACCGCCGCUGCAUUGGCAGUGGGGUCUCUUGUGUAUAAGGACAAAGAUCCAUCUUAUAGUGCCAAGUUACUUGCGGCAGCAAAAUCUCUAUAUGCAUUUGCAAAAGCACAUCCUGGUAUAUAUUCAAACAGCGUUCCGGAAGCCAAAAACUUUUAUGGAUCAUCUGGAUGGGAAGAUGAGAUGUGUGAAGCUGCAGGUGCAAUGUAUAAAGUUACAAAAGAUCAGCAAUAUUUGAACGAUGCCAAAGGAUAUGACAAAGGAGGUGCCGGAUGGGCGUACUCUUGGGAUGCGAAGAAUGCGGGUUGUCAGUUAUUACUUUGGGAGGCGACUCACGAAGGAAAAUAUAAAGGGAAAGUAGAAGAAUUUGUCAAUAGCUAUGAUUAUGGAGGAAGUGUUCCGAUCACACCAUGUGGGUUAUCAUGGAGAGAUAAAUGGGGAUCAAAUGGUUACGCUGCUGGUGCAUCAACGAUAGCUGUAUUAGCUGCUGCUGAUGGUAUUGGUGGUGAUAAAUUCAAGAAGUUGGCCUUGCGGAAUAUUGAUUACAUGCUAGGUGAAAAUCGGCAGCAUUUCAGUUAUGUUAUAGGCUUUGGGAGUAGCUUUCCAAAGAAACCUCAUCACAGAGCAGCAAGUUGCGCACCUGGAUAUUGUGCAAAUGCAGGACAGGAUAGUCCAAAUCAAAUAAAUGGUGCCUUAGUGGGUGGUCCUGGGCGCAAUGAUGACUAUGAAGACAAAAGAGAUGAUUACAUAAAAAAUGAGGUGUCCGUUAUUAGUAACGGUGUAUUUCAGACAGCCGUCGCAGGUCUUUACCAUUUUGCUAUCAACAACCAGCUUCCAUCACCGCCUGCUCCGAAAUGCUAAUUUAAUUAAAAUUAUAUAACUA